AUGCCCAAAAGAACUACCCUCACUGAUGCCCAAAAAUGUAAACUUUGUAUAUAUGCUCAUGACAAUAAAUCGACUCGAUCCCAGUAUGUUAAUUGGAUAGAAAAUAAAUGGGGUGUUAGAGUUGAUGAAAAUGAACGAAUUAGCUCUGAAAUUACUAAUCCUGAUGCCAAGUGUCACAGAGCGGUAACAUAUCUAGCACUUGACUAUGCCCUAAAAGAAUUUGUGUUAAUUUACCAGAAUAAACCAAUUUUAAGUGAUGCAAUACUUGUUGAAAAAGCCAAAAUAAUUGCCAAUGGCUUGGGAAUUUCUGAGGGUGCGUUGAACUUUUCCCAUGGCUGGCUUGAUAAGUUUAAAGAUCAAAACAAUAUUUGUCAACAUAAACUUGAAGGAGAAGCGGAGUUAGCUGAUGUAGCAGCUAUUAUUAGCACCUUACCUGCUCUAAGAAACAAGUUAGAACCCGAUCGAUCAUUAGCAACUCGACAUCUUUCUGGAUGCAAAGUAGAUAGGGAAUGUCUCUCAAUUGCAUUAUGUACAAAUGCUGAUAGCUCUCAUAAAAUGGUCUCUCUUAUAAUUGGCAAAUAUGCCAAACCACGCUGUUUUAAAAAUAUUAACCUUAAAAAUUUAGCUGUUAUGUAUAAAAACAGUGCCAAGGCAUGGAUGAUUACUUCUCUUUUUCAAAUGUGGCUUCAAGAGUUUGAUCAUCAAGUUGGUUUAAACUGGAUAUUAGAGCAUGUGGAAAAGGGUGAACAAGCUGAUAAUCUAAAAAUGGAUGUAUUGCAGGCUAUACAUUACAUCGUUCAAGACUGGGAAGAAGUUACUGCUAAAACAAUGUAUAACAUUUAUCAAACCGUGGAUCCAGUGCUUGAUGAUUUUACUAAUGCACUUGAAGACCUCCAUAUUCAUCUUUCUAACCCAAUGCUAGUUGAAGAAUUUCUUUCUAUUCCUGCAGAAGAUAUUGUUUACAAAAUUCCUGAGGACAACCAAGUUAUUGAAGAACUUAUAAAAACUUUCAAGCCAGUCGAUCUAACUUAUGAUGACUCAGAAGAUAAUAGUAUCAAAAUUUCUUUAAUUAGUCUUAAUAUGGCAAUUGCAAGCUUGGAAACUGUGUGCAUGUUUUUGCUUCAACAAGAUGAAGCAAACAA
Molecule: messenger RNA, 1142 nt
Organism: Dentiscutata erythropus
Lineage: Eukaryota; Fungi; Glomeromycota; Glomeromycetes; Diversisporales; Gigasporaceae
Source: the annotation of a GenBank genome assembly